Vanessa atalanta (red admiral) is the source of this 1501-nucleotide messenger RNA. It is a transcript of the gene Usp12-46, whose product is annotated as ubiquitin carboxyl-terminal hydrolase 46. The record is from RefSeq and is a predicted model, not a curated record. Gene Ontology annotation, biological process: protein deubiquitination. Bases 163 to 1296 code for a protein of 377 amino acids. Gene Ontology annotation, molecular function: cysteine-type endopeptidase activity; cysteine-type deubiquitinase activity. Gene Ontology annotation, cellular component: nucleus; cytosol. NCBI's taxonomy places the organism in Eukaryota, Metazoa, Arthropoda, Insecta, Lepidoptera, Nymphalidae. The transcript has 8 exons.
UCAUGGACGUGAGCUGACUGACUGUUGUGCUUUUUUGCGUAUGCAUGCAACGCGAAACCACAAGUAUGCAAUUAGAAACAACAGCAGAAUUUGUGUAAAUUAAGUUCGCUUUACUAUCAAUAACGCGUGUUCCGUUUAAAAGUUGUUGAAACAGGAUUGCAAAUGUCAAUAUGUCAGGAUCUCGGCCUUAAUUUCCAACAGAGAAUGGGCGCAAAUAUAUCACAACUAGAGAGAGAUAUUGGGUCAGAGCAGUUUCCGCCGAACGAACAUUACUUUGGUUUAGUUAAUUUUGGUAAUACAUGUUAUAGUAAUUCAGUUCUGCAAGCUUUAUACUUCUGUCGACCAUUUAGAGACAAAGUUCUAGAAUAUAAGGCGAAAAACAAGAGAACUAAGGAAACAUUGCUGACAUGCCUCGCAGACUUAUUUUAUAGCAUAGCAACACAAAAAAAGAAAGUAGGAUCAAUUGCACCUAAAAAAUUUAUCGCUAGACUGAGGAAAGAAAAAGAGGAAUUUGAUAAUUACAUGCAACAAGAUGCUCAUGAAUUUCUUAAUUUUCUCAUAAAUCAUAUAAAUGAAAUUAUUCUAGCUGAAAGAAAUCAAAGCACGCUUAAACUACAAAAGCCGGACGGCAACAAGGAGGGUAUAACGUGUAACGGAAGUGUGCCGCAGAACACGGAACCGACUUGGGUGCACGAAAUCUUCCAAGGCACGCUCACAAGUGAAACGCGAUGUUUGAAUUGUGAAACAGUUAGUAGUAAGGACGAACACUUCUUUGACUUGCAGGUGGAUGUCGACCAAAACACGAGCAUUACCCAUUGUCUAAAGUGCUUCAGCGACACAGAGACGCUUUGCAAUGACAACAAGUUUAAGUGUGACAACUGCAGCAGCUACCAGGAGGCGCAGAAGCGCAUGCGCGUAAAGAAAUUACCCCUAAUACUGGCGCUACAUCUUAAGAGAUUCAAGUACAUGGAACAGUACAAUCGGCACAUCAAAGUAUCCCACAGAGUUGUUUUCCCCUUGGAACUGAGGUUGUUUAAUACGUCGGACGACGCCGUGAACCCGGACCGUCUGUACGACUUGGUGGCGGUGGUGGUGCACUGCGGGUCGGGGCCCAACCGCGGACACUACAUCAGUAUCGUCAAGAGCCACGGCUUCUGGCUGCUCUUCGACGACGAUAUGGUAGAUAAAAUUGAUGCCUCAGCUAUAGAAGACUUCUACGGCCUAACUUCAGAUAUACAAAAAUCAUCUGAAACAGGAUAUAUACUUUUUUAUCAAUCUAGAGAUGCUAGUUGUUAAGUUUCACUAAAUAUAGUAAUUUAUAUAUUUAUAUAUUUAAGAUAGACACCAUAAAUGAUGUUAAUGUGCCACAUUGUUAAAGUUGGAAUGGCAUAUGUUAUUGAGAUUUAAUUUCGAUCGCAGAAAAUUAUUAUUCAACAUAUUAGAAUUCAUUCAUUUGUAAAUAUAAUUCAUUUUAAAAUAAAAAGUUGUGAUCUUUCUUCGA